Messenger RNA from Dromaius novaehollandiae (emu), 6035 nucleotides. It is a transcript of the gene TGFBR1, whose product is annotated as transforming growth factor beta receptor 1. Gene Ontology annotation, cellular component: plasma membrane; activin receptor complex. Lineage: Eukaryota; Metazoa; Chordata; Aves; Casuariiformes; Dromaiidae. Gene Ontology annotation, biological process: activin receptor signaling pathway; protein phosphorylation; transforming growth factor beta receptor signaling pathway. Gene Ontology annotation, molecular function: ATP binding; activin binding; activin receptor activity, type I. Bases 193 to 1701 code for a protein of 502 amino acids. The transcript has 9 exons. The record is from RefSeq and is a predicted model, not a curated record.
GCCAAUCAGGCGGAGCCUCUGUGUCAGUUACAUUAGUGGCCACGGCCAGCUGGGGAGGUGCAGGCGGCGCGCGCUUCUCUCCGUUUCUCUCGCGGGCGGGGGGAGGGGCAGGGAGGGGGGUCGCGAGCCGGGAUCCUGGUGCGCGGGUGCGCGCGCGCGCGCGCCCUCGCUCUGCGGGUUCGGGACCGGACCAUGGCGUUAACGGCCACUCGGCGGCCCUGGGCCCUGCUGUGCCUGGUGGCCGCGCUGCUUUUCCCCGGGGCGGCCGCAUUACAAUGUUAUUGCCAUCUCUGUACAAAAGACAACUUUACAUGUGUGACAGAUGGGCUCUGUUUUACCUCAGUAACACGGACUGUGGACAAAGUCAUACACAAUAGCAUGUGUAUAGCAGAAAUUGAUCUGAUUCCCCGAGACAGGCCAUUCGUUUGUGCCCCCUCCUCCAGAGAUGGAGUUAUUACUUUGCCUCAUUGCUGUGACAAAGACCACUGCAAUAAAAUAGAGCUUCCAAUUCCAACACCAGGCCCAACUCCAGGAAAACCUGCUUCUAAUCUAGGACCUGUGGAACUGGCAGCUGUCAUUGCUGGACCUGUCUGCUUCGUCUGCAUUUCACUAAUGUUGAUUCUGUAUCUUUGUCAUAAUCGUACUGUAAUUCAUCACCGCGUACCAAGUGAAGAAGAUCCCUCAUUAGAUCGUCCCUUCAUAUCAGAAGGAACUACUUUAAAAGAUUUAAUUUAUGAUAUGACAACUUCAGGCUCUGGGUCAGGUUUACCUUUACUUGUGCAAAGAACAAUUGCAAGAACUAUAGUACUUCAAGAAAGCAUUGGUAAGGGCCGCUUUGGAGAAGUCUGGCGAGGAAAGUGGAGAGGAGAAGAAGUUGCUGUGAAGAUAUUCUCUUCAAGAGAAGAACGCUCGUGGUUUCGUGAGGCAGAAAUUUAUCAAACAGUUAUGUUACGGCAUGAAAACAUUCUUGGAUUUAUAGCUGCAGACAAUAAAGACAAUGGUACCUGGACUCAGCUGUGGUUGGUGUCAGACUACCAUGAGCAUGGAUCACUCUUUGAUUACCUGAACAGGUAUACAGUGACUGUGGAAGGAAUGAUAAAAUUAGCUUUGUCUACUGCCAGUGGCCUCGCACAUCUUCACAUGGAAAUUGUUGGCACACAAGGAAAACCCGCAAUUGCCCACAGAGAUUUGAAAUCAAAGAAUAUAUUGGUAAAAAAGAAUGGAACAUGCUGCAUUGCAGAUCUAGGAUUGGCCGUAAGACACGAUUCAGCUACGGACACCAUUGAUAUUGCCCCAAACCACAGAGUGGGAACAAAAAGGUACAUGGCUCCUGAAGUUUUAGAUGAUUCCAUAAAUAUGAAACACUUUGAGUCAUUCAAGCGAGCAGACAUCUAUGCAAUGGGAUUAGUAUUUUGGGAAAUAGCUCGGCGAUGUUCAAUUGGUGGAAUCCAUGAAGAUUACCAGUUGCCAUACUAUGACCUCGUCCCUUCAGAUCCUUCAGUUGAGGAAAUGAGAAAAGUUGUUUGCGAGCAGAAGUUAAGGCCCAAUAUUCCAAACAGAUGGCAGAGCUGUGAGGCAUUACGAGUAAUGGCAAAAAUCAUGCGGGAAUGCUGGUAUGCCAAUGGAGCUGCUAGGCUAACAGCUUUGCGCAUUAAGAAAACAUUAUCACAACUUAGUCAACAGGAGGGGAUAAAGAUGUAAUCCUGGAUUUGCUACUGAGGAAUACUGUAAAAAUCUGUAUCCGCACCAGGUGGCGUGUUAUGAAGGUUAAUUGUUCUACCUCAUUGAGGGAACAGAAGGAUAUUGCUGCCUUUUAAUACUUCAUAGGAGCAUCACUUGUUAGCCCCAGGAUUUUUGUGGACAUGCUGAACAGUUGUGUUGGGUCCUUUCUGUGCACUAUGAACACCUCUUUUCCAGGAUACUUAAAAACUAUUGCGUAGUCUAGUUUUAUUUUUUUAUUAACCUGUAACUUCUUAUUUGGAAAGCUGAUAGCUGGUCUUAACUUCUAGCUAACUGUGCUAAAAAUAUGAAGAUCACUUCUAAAAUGGAACUGGUUCACUAAAUUGUUCUGGAGUGCAUCGAUGGCUCUUAAGCAACUUUAGUCCUGGCUGGUACAUUGAGUAUUCUGAACCACUGUCAUAGUUCUUUAAUUCAGAUUUUGAAUGUACUAUUGCAGUAUAUUCUGCUAGCUAUAAGAUUGUAUAUCUUUUGGAUUCUUACCUUGAUUUACAAAAUGACCUCAUUCAUUUGUGGGGAACAUAAUUUAUGCAACUAUACUUUCUACAUGCUUACUGUUUUUAUUUCUUCACUUUUUCAGAGCAUUACAUUGCCUUCAAAAUAGACUGUAUUAUACCACUAAGUGCCGCUUUUCAGUCUUUUUAAUGCAAAACAGUAGGAACAUGCAAAGCCUAUGGUACUUGUGGUUUCCAAAUUACAAGUUCAAAAGUCAAUUAUUCAUUUGCUUAGCUAAGACCUAAUUCAAACUCUUUUCAGCAAGUGAGUACAUAAUUCUCAAUGUCUUUAAUUUUACCAAAAUCUGUUUCUUUAAACCACUGUAGGAGUUUUAAAUAGUGUAAGCUAGUUAGUUCACUGUCAUAUUUUUGUAAUCGUCAAGUCAUGAGUUAUAAUUAUAUAUGACUUUUUAUCAAGUGGUACUUUUAAAAUGCUUGAAGUGCCCUUGUCUACUUAAGAGAAGUAGCAAGAGGACUAAAACGUUCUUAAGGGAGAUUGUGCUCCUUUAAAUCAAUUGUGGAAAGUAUAUCUUCUGCUCAGCUCUGCAGAGUCUCUAGGCUUACAGAACAAUAUUUGCAAUUGAAGAUUAAGUGCAUCUGUAAUUAGGGAGAAUUUUAUUUGGGCUUUUGUGCUAGAAAGUUCAAAGCUGCUCAUAGAGUUUAUAUGCACAUACUUUGUGUGUGCCUCAUACACAAAGUGGUGACCUGCAGGUCUUUGAUACCAGAGGAUUUCAGCAAUCUUCUUCAUAGUUACAAGAACAAAGCUUAUGGUGGCUUGUGUUGUCAUAAGAACCCAGAAGAAUAUGCAUAGCUUUAGUCCAGAUUUGCCUGAGAAUUUAAGAAGACUUUGGCAACCUUGUUCAUAAAUUGAAUUGCUUCCUGCCCAAAUGUACAACAUCCAGGGAGGAGCAGGGCAAUUCACAUGGAAAAUCUUAAGUCUGCAGUCUCCAGGGUAUAUAAAUAUAUAUGUUUGAAUUGCAGUAUUAGGAAGAGUCUAGUUGACCUUUGAUUUCAUUAAUUUCCAAAAAAGUCAUUUGGAUUUCUGUAUUUAUAUGUGCCUGGUAACUAACAUGCCACCUAACGGUUAACCACCUACUCUCCAGAACACAUCACUACACAUCCUACUAUCCAAGUAACUAUUAAGUAACCUUAAUUCUGUGUGUGUGUGUGUGUGUGUGUGUGUGUGUGUGUGUUAAAUGCUUCAGCAUAAAGUACUUCAAGAAUUUUUGACAAAGCUAGUAACUCUGGCAAGAGUAUCAUUUGGUAAAGGGCUGUUAGCAGUAAGGAUUGUUUCUUGGUCUGUGGUACAUGGUUGCUGGAGCAAUAAGAUGGAUAGGUUUUAGUAAGAAGAGGCUACAGAGGUGGCAUAAGGCGUAUGUUCAGGCUGUAUAGGUAUAGCAGCCAAAGCAGUUCAUAACACUCAUAUGUUUCCAAAUUCUUAACACAUGCUUGGAGAUGGAUUUAAAUGAUGUGGGAAUAAUGGACCUGCAGAGGUUGAACUGUACGUAUUGAAAUACUUUAUUCAACCACCAUUAUGGAUGAGUUUACUCAUGCUGGAAGAUGGCACCUGCAGAGGAAAGAAAGAAAAAAAAUUCUUAGUAGAAAACAAUUGAGUUUAAACAUCUGUACAGCUGUCAGGUUUAUAUUUGUUCUGCAUUAUCUGGCCAGUCAGGCUCGCUUGCUUCAGGUCUCCAUCGGAGUUGGAAGUUGACUUUGUGCAGGUAUUUUUAAAUAGAGUAAACUAUACCUUUGUGUAACUGGACAGUCAAGGUGUGCACCACCGUUUUUUCAGUUAUGACUGACUGAGAAAUGAUUAAGUGCAUCCAAACUCCCAUUGGCAUCCUUCUCUGAGAAGCUGUGUGUAUCUAGACAAAUAUUUAAAGAAAACACUUCAGCACGGAAGUAGAAUUUACUGUAGUAAAAUAUAGCCUCAUGCUAAUUUCAAAAAUUUCCUAUUUAAAAAAAAACUUGGUAACUUUGUUAAAUUCUGAGGUUUUCCAUAGGUGUACCUGUUUCUUCACCAUAGAUACAAAUAGUAUAAGUCAUAUUUUACAAAUGUCAGGCUACCAGUAUGCUUCCAGUCUUUAUAACAAUCUCAGUGGUGACAUGGGAGUCUUCAGUAAUUCAUCAAAUUUCAUUACUGUUUUUUAGCAACUACAAAAUCUUAUCACAAUGUUCAGUCUUCUAAUAUAUAACAAGCAGCUCUAAUGCAUUUAAAAGAGAAUCUAAGGCAGUUGAACAGCAUCAUGACGUGCAGAUUACUUCUAUCAACUAUACAGUAAUUUGUUGCACCUACUAGUUGCACCUACAAGUGCACCUACUAGUCUUCAUUCUCCUGAGUUGAUAGUAACUAUUCGUAUGCUGUUCUAAUUCUUAACCUUGUAAUAGCACCUUGCAAAAACAAAGCUCACAAAGGAGGCUUGAUACAAUGUGUGACUUUAUGAAAAUUAUUUUGGGACAACCUUAUUAUUCACACUGAAAUGCAGAACAGGAAAAUUCUGAAUAGAGCUGUAUGUAUCCUCAGUUCUGACACCACAACUUAAAGCUUUGUUCUUUUCCAUUAUAGAAACUGAACACCUUUUUACAAAGGGGUGUGUCUGUAUAUAUUAUGUAACUUUAAAUGUUACCUGUGUAAUAUCAUAUCUUAUAUAUAUGGACACAGGUACACAUAAGUAUUUUUUAAAUUAAGAUUCUAAUAUCACCAGAUCUGCUCUUGGAAAUCCAGGGGGACCAAAAUAUUUUAGCAUUCAAAAUAUUAAUUUUAUAUCAUUUCAAGUGUAUACCAAAACAAUUUCUGAUGAAUACUGAUGCAAAUGUUUGUUGUAAAUAUGAAUGCAUUUUACAUUCACUCAAGUUUCAUGGAUUUAAUCAAUUUGACACUAGUAGCACUGAUGCCUCAGUUCAGUUUACAGGCUUGUGACUGGGUGGAUAUGGACAUGAUGAAUAAGGAAUGUUGGAAAUGAUCUGAUGCUGAAAAGCUUGAAAUGUUUUUGGAAUGCUGGAAUUCUUCAGGGACCUUCCAACCUUAAAAGCUAGAGUUCUGGGAUGCUUCUCAAGCUGACUCUCCAAGCAUGGCACACUUACACCCUCAAAUGGUCCCACUUGUAAUCCUGAAAAAGACUAUGUAUAUAGGAUAAAGACUUUGGGACUGAUUCUGUAGGGACGUGAAAGUGUCAGAAUAAGAGGCUGUUUUUUUUCAUAAUUGUUCUGAGAGUGAUUGCCAUGAAAUUCACCUUUUAGUUAGCUCCUUGUCUAUACUGUGCCAUUGAAAUGAUUACAAGUUGUUAAUCAUUUUGUGUAAAAGAAAACAUCACCAUAUCAGUUGCUUUAAACUCAAAUUACCUCUUAAAAGACCAAGGUACAUUUACCUCGUGUAUAUAAUGCUUAAUAUUUUUCAAAACAUUCUCCAGGUUUGCAGUUAUGUGUUCCUAGAAAUAUGGGUAUACUAAAUUUACAACUUCAGUGGUACUAAAUGUAUUAUCUGGUGCCCUAAAACACAUCCAUUUUCUGUUUUUUAUUGUAUUACUGCAAGUUUGCUGCUUUGUCAUUGUAGCACCUGCCCUUCCAUAGCUGUGUGGAUACUACCUUGUAUAAACUUUAUUUCUUGGAUGAUAAAUUUGAGGAUCCUGUACAGAUGAGUGUCACUUUUUUAAAUUUUACAAAAUUGUGUAUUUCCCCUUACAUUUCUGAAAACAUGUAUUGUAUUUGUAGAGUAUACACUUCAAUGGAUUGUAAAUAGACAGUUAGCGAUGCUUAUGUUAAGUGCUAACACUACAGUAGAGAAAUUAAAGCAGUAAAAAUAAA